This is a messenger RNA of Penicillium lagena, 1374 nucleotides long. Its product is annotated as Tim22-complex subunit TIM54. The transcript has a single exon. Bases 1 to 1374 code for a protein of 457 amino acids. NCBI's taxonomy places the organism in Eukaryota, Fungi, Ascomycota, Eurotiomycetes, Eurotiales, Aspergillaceae. The record is from RefSeq and is a predicted model, not a curated record. Gene Ontology annotation, biological process: sphingosine biosynthetic process. Gene Ontology annotation, cellular component: membrane; cytoplasm; intracellular membrane-bounded organelle.
AUGCCCAAUUUCCGCCUCCGCCUCCCCUCCCGCAACUGGAUGAUCUUCUUCACCAUCACGGGCUCCUUCGCAGGCACCCUGAUCUACGACCGCCGGGAGAAGCGCCGCGCGCAGCAGAAAUGGUGCGAGCUCGUGGCCCAUCUCGCCAAGGAGCCCUUGCCCGUUGAGCAGAUGCGCCGCAAGCUGACGGUGUACCUGGCUGCACCGCCCGGGGACGGUCUGCGGAUUGCGCGGGACCAUUUUAAAGAAUACGUCAAGCCCGUUCUUGUGGCUGCGGCGUUGGACUAUACCGUUGUCGAGGGAAGACGGGAGGGUGAUGUGCGAGCUUCCACUGCGGAAAAUAUAAGGAAGCUGCGGCGCAGGAAUGGAGAGUCGAGUUCGGUUGUCGAGGAGGUCGGCGUUGAGCAGGUUGUUGCUGAGACGAGGAAGAGUAUCGGCAUUGAGGAUGAGCCGGGUCCCAAGGGCGACCUGGUUAUCGGGCGACAUACCUGGAAGGAAUAUGUUCGGGGACUUCAUGAGGGCUGGCUAGGCCCGUUGGAUCCUCCGCUACCUCCGGCUGCACCAGAAGAGGUCCCGACUCCUGACGCUUAUGCGUUGGAGGGCGCAGAUGGCACCAGCGCGGACGACAAGCCCCCAACAACUGAGCAAGAAAAACCAGACACCGAAAAGGAAGAGAAACCCUCCAAGUCCGCCGGUCCCACAGCUGCAUACAUCUCACCCGCCGACUACUCAAUCGCCAGCCUCCCGCCCACCCUCCCCCAGUCCUUCGACAGCUCCAUCCCCGUGCCAUUCCCCCACAUCCUCGGCUUCCUCAACACCCCCAAGCGGAUGUACCGCUACCUGACACAACGCUACCUCGCCGAGGACAUCGGCCGCGAAGUAGCCGGGAUCGUGCUCGCGACCAGCGCACGCCCCUACCACAACGAUGCAUCCAGCGCAGAGUCUAACUGGAGCGAUAGCGCCAGCAGCGACCCGACAUCUUCUUCCGACAGCAACAAUCACAACAGCAGCACAUUCACCGACCUCGCACCCCGCACAGCUGAGCAGCAAACUACCCUCAAGGAAGCCGAGACGGAAUGGCACAAGUCCGUGCACAAGGAGAGUUCAUUCGAACAGGCGGAGCGCGAGUGGCUCGACGACGUCGUUCUGGACCCUCGCAUUUCCUCGCGCAUGCAGCGCGCCGUGCUCUCUAUUGACGACGAGGCUCGCUCGCGGCGCAUUGCGAGCCAAGAGGAGUAUAUCCUCGGCGAGGAGCGGCCUGCUCCUGUGCCCUUCUGGCAGCGCAUGUGGAUUAAGUACGGGUAUGGGGAGGAUGAGGAGACGCUUAAGCGGAAGCCGAUCUUGGGUAAUAUUGACGGAGAGGAUGUGGAGUAA